Fusarium graminearum PH-1 is the source of this 1256-nucleotide messenger RNA. RefSeq lists its product as uncharacterized. Bases 160 to 1155 code for a protein of 331 amino acids. The record is from RefSeq and is a predicted model, not a curated record. Lineage: Eukaryota; Fungi; Ascomycota; Sordariomycetes; Hypocreales; Nectriaceae. The transcript has 2 exons. Gene Ontology annotation, molecular function: RNA binding. Gene Ontology annotation, biological process: TRAMP-dependent tRNA surveillance pathway; poly(A)-dependent snoRNA 3'-end processing; U4 snRNA 3'-end processing. Gene Ontology annotation, cellular component: nuclear exosome (RNase complex); cytoplasmic exosome (RNase complex).
CGACAACAAGAUAAUCAAGCUGAGCCUCGACAUACUACAGACAUACGCUCAGUGUAGUGGAAUAUUUUACUAUCGAAUUCAUCAUAAGAACGGUUAAACAGCCAUCUAGCCCUGACGACUGACCGGUUUCUCGCCUCGCCAUCUUCAUCUCAUCUCAUCAUGCCCAUCACAAUUCUCAGUCCUCAGCCUCCUACACCUAGGAGACCGCAAGCAGUCGCUGCUGCAAACAAUGACUCAGACUCAGACUCUGAAGGUGGUGCUGGUGUAGAUGCCGAUGAAAUUUUCACACCGGGUACCGUAAUUACAUCUAACUCUCAAUGGAUGCGUGGACACGGCACAUAUAUUCCUGCCGACUCAUCUGAAAUUACAUCUUCUCUUGCUGGUACUCUCACAAAGACAAACAAGCUCCUCUCGGUGCGCCCCCUUCGCGCUCGCUACACCCCAGAGAUCGGUGACCUUGUCGUCGGCCGCAUCGUCGAAGUGCAGGCCAAGAGAUGGCGCGUUGAUGUAGCGGCAUCUCAGCUUGCCAUCCUCCAGAUCUCAGCCAUCAACUUGCCUGGUGGAAUUCUCCGUAAGCGUACCGAGACCGAUGAGCUGCAGAUCCGCAGCUUCUUCGCCGAAGGUGACCUAGUCGUCGCAGAGGUUCAGCAACUGCACCAAGACGGUGCCGCGAGUCUUCACACCCGAAGUUUGAAGUACGGCAAGCUUCGAAAUGGUGUAUUUGCCGCUGUUACUGGUACCGGUGGCGGCGGUGGUGUUGUCCGCUCCAAAAGGCAGGUCUGGACAAUGGACGUUGCCAACGCCGGCGGCAAAGUGGAUGUUCUUCUAGGAGUUAAUGGUUACAUCUGGAUCAGCAAGCACAUCGAGAGUGAGACGGCCGCUGAGGCUGCUGGUAUCAACCGCAUGGAGGAAACUGUCAGUAGCAAGGUCUACUCAAGCCAGAACGACCCCAUGGAUGUAGCAACUAUGCGUGAGAUUGCGAGAAUUCGCAGUGUCAUUUUGGCUCUGGUUGAGAAUGGGUUGAAGGUGGACGAGGAUACAGUGACCAGAGGGUACGGCGAAGCUGUGGAUCAGGCAAGAGAUUCGACUGACGAUGAUCUGUACCUGGGAGGCGAGAAGGGACGUCGUCUAGCAACUGCUGUGGCUGGUCACUAAGAUUCCUCACAUUUUAGAAAUCGCAUUUAGACAAUCAUAGUCCUAAUAUAAGAUACCACUACUUGAUGAAUCGUUAGGCUUGGUUUUGCGAUUGUCCCAUG